AACGGACCCUCAAUUUUGAAAAAAUCUAGAAUCAUCCGGGAGGAGAAUAAUGCAAACCACGACACUGGAGGCAGAGCAGCAGCGACUGCUCUCGGACCCCAAGCCCAUGGCGCUUGCUCCUACUACCAGCAAUGAUAUCCCGGAGGUGGAUAUGGGUGGCGAUUCCUCAGCCCCGACUGUCCGAGUAACUGUCGUCCAGGCUUCCACCGUAUUUUAUGAUACUCCCGCCACUCUAGACAAGGCAGAGAGACUAUUGGCUGAAGCAGCAGGGCAGGGAUCCCAGCUAGUUGUGUUUCCAGAAGCAUUUGUGGGUGGUUAUCCACGUGGGUCAAAUUUUGGUGCUGCUAUUGGCAACCGAACUGCAAAGGGUAGAGAGGAGUUUCGCAAGUAUCAUGCUGCAGCCAUUGAUGUACCUGGUCCUGAGGUUGAUCGAUUAGCAGCAAUGGCUGGAAAAUAUAAGGUAUUUUUAGUGAUCGGUGUGAUAGAAAGGGAAGGAUAUACACUUUAUUGUACAGUGCUGUUUUUUGAUCCUCAAGGUCUUUACCUGGGAAAGCAUAGAAAAAUGAUGCCAACAGCAGUGGAACGUAUAAUCUGGGGAUUUGGAGAUGGAUCAACGAUUCCAGUUUUUGAAACUCCAAUUGGAAAAAUAGGUGCUGCCAUAUGUUGGGAAAAUAGAAUGCCACUUUUAAGGACAGCAAUGUACGCUAAAGGUAUUCAAAUAUAUUGUGCACCAACCGCUGAUUCCAGGGAUGUGUGGCAAGCAUCAAUGACUCACAUUGCUCUUGAGGGUGGAUGUUUUGUAUUGGGGGCCAACCAAUUCUGUCAAAGAAAAGAUUACCCACCUCCUCCAGAGUAUGUAUUUUCUGGCACAGAAGAAGACCUCACACCUGAUUCUGUUGUCUGCGCUGGAGGCAGUGUGAUUAUAUCUCCGUCAGGAACUGUAUUAGCAGGACCUAAUUUUGAUGGGGAGGCACUGAUCUCAGCUGAUCUAGACCUUGGAGAUAUAGCUCGGGCAAAAUUCGACUUUGAUGUGGUUGGGCAUUAUGCGAAGCCUGAAGUGCUCAGCUUGACUGUGCGGGAUCAUCCAGCAAAGCCUGUUACUUUCACAUCAACUUCUGAGGAAACUGAAACCAAGCACAAAUAGAUAUAUUCUUCUCCCGCUCGCUAUUGAAGUUCAAGAAAUAAAAUGGCUGCUUCGGGAUGGGAAGCAUGUCUAAAUUCAUUUUCAUUUCCAUGGUCAAUCAUAUGACCUCCAUUAUAUGUAUGGUAUAAACAAGUGAUUUGCGAAAUAUUUAUUUCAUCUCCUGCCUAGCAGACGCAAUUUCCUGCCAGAUAUCAAUCUCAUAUGUUAAUAUGUUCUGUU
Tripterygium wilfordii is the source of this 1363-nucleotide messenger RNA. RefSeq names its product bifunctional nitrilase/nitrile hydratase NIT4A-like. The record is from RefSeq and is a predicted model, not a curated record. The transcript has 5 exons. Lineage: Eukaryota; Viridiplantae; Streptophyta; Magnoliopsida; Celastrales; Celastraceae. Bases 50 to 1144 code for a protein of 364 amino acids. Gene Ontology annotation, molecular function: nitrile hydratase activity; nitrilase activity. Gene Ontology annotation, biological process: detoxification of nitrogen compound.